AUGGAGACUAAAAAAGAGAAACAAAUUGAAAUUCAAGACUAUCUUAGUGUUCAGAACGAUAGUGAUUUCACAAACCAGUUUAUUCGAUAACUUUAGAGAAAUGUUGAAAUAACUCAGCUUUGCGGCUUCACAAGACUAGAAGGGUAGUCAUCAAAAGAGUUCGUUAUUCAUGUCUCAAAAGAGCAUGAUUUCAGAUUCAAAUCAGAGCAGCAAGAUAAAAUUUUCAGUGUGCUUUAGAGGUUAUUUCACAAUCUUAAACUUUAAAAUCUUCCUUUGUAUGAAGUGAGUGCCAAAGAUCUAAGAGAUUAUACUACGACAGAUAAAGAUGUAGAGCGAGGCAUCACUAAGCUACCUCUUUUUUACUCACGAGUAUAUAAGUAUGACAUCAAGGAGGAGCUUACUUAAAAAUUUCAAGAACUUUAGUUUGAGUUAGAUCCCAGAGAAAAUAGUAACUCUACUUCAUAGGGAGGAGAAGAGUUCAAAAACCCUUCACCCUUGCCACUUAAAGUUAAUGAACCCUUAGAUGAUUAUAAUAAGCAUUUGCAAAGAAGAUCGAAAGGAGGGAUAAAGUAAUUGCUGAUUAGUAAUUGUCUGAUUUUGAAAUAAUUAGUAUCAUUGGAAAAGGAACCUUCGGAAAAAGGAGGAGAACUAUUUAAGCAUUUGUCAGAAGCAAAGAGAUUUUCAGAAUAUCAGGCAAAGUUUUACACUGCCUAAAUUGCUCUUGGAUUGGGUUAUCUGCAUUCAAAGAAUAUUAUUUAUCGUGAUUUGAAACUUGAAAAUGUACUGAUGCAUACUGAUGGAUAUAUAUUGCUGGCUGAUUUCGGACUAGCAAAGAGGAAAAGAGAUAAUGAAGAAGAUCCCAAUUCCUUCUGUGGAACACCAGAGUAUUUAUGUAAUUUCUAGUUUUAGUUAAUAAUAAUAGCACCUGAAAUGAUACUAGGUACCGGUCAUGAUCACACUCUAGAUUGGUGGGCUCUUGGCAUUUUAUUAUAUGAGAUGAUUGUAGGAAUCCCUCCAUUCUAUAAUAAGAACCAGCAUCACAUGUUUUACUUGAUUACUAACUCUUAGGUCAAAUGGCCAGAACAAGAUAGACAUGGAGUUGAGGUUUCAUACACUGCAAAGGAUCUUAUUCUGAGACUGCUUGAAAAAGAUAAGAAGUAAAGAUUAGGGGAAAAGGAAGAUUAUAAGGAUAUUAUUAAGCAUCCCUUCUUUUCAGAUAUUGAUUUCAAUAAACUAUAGAAGAAAGAGUUAAAGGCACCAUUCAUUCCAAAAGUUAAUUUUUCAAAAGAUUUAAGAAAUUUCGAUGAAAGCUUGACUGCCUAAGAAACAAGAGAAUCUGUACCAUCUGAUGAAGUCAUUCAAAGGAUAAUGGAAAAGAAAGAUGUAUUUGAAAAUUUCGGAUUUUCACUUGAAGGCGAUUAACAAAAGAGUAAUAGGCUUUCUGAUCUUUGA
Molecule: messenger RNA, 1452 nt
Organism: Stylonychia lemnae
Lineage: Eukaryota; Ciliophora; Spirotrichea; Sporadotrichida; Oxytrichidae
Source: the annotation of a GenBank genome assembly